AUCAGGCAAACUAUACCUCAGAGAAUACAGUGAUGGUUGGAAAUGGCAUCUGGUAUUGUCCUUCUGCCACUGUCUUAAAAGGGAUUCUAAAGGGAUUUUCUUUGCCUUGUUCCUCCAGCCCUACACUGGCAUUGCUGGCCUAAGUGGAUACUCACCAGCUGGCCGUGUCCAUCAUUACAGCCAAGUCUGAGAAUUCCUGAUUAUACUUAGAGCCUGUGGAGCUGCUGACACAAACGGUCAUUAGCAGAUGACCCUUUUGUAACAAACUAUGCUUUAAAAUGUAAACUGUGGGGCAUUCUCCUUGCAUUGUCCAGAAGAAACUUUCUCCUGCCUGAGCCUGGAUUAAUCAUGAGAGAGCUCGUCAACAUUCCACUGGUACAUAUUCUUACCCUGGUUGCCUUCAGCGGGACUGAGAAACUUCCAAAAGCUCCUGUCAUCACCACUCCUCUGGAAACAGUGGAUGCCCUAGUUGAAGAAGUGGCUACUUUCAUGUGUGCAGUGGAAUCGUAUCCCCAGCCUGAAAUUUCCUGGACUAGGAAUAAAAUUCUCAUCAAGCUCUUCGACACCCGGUACAGCAUUCGGGAGAACGGGCAGCUCCUCACCAUCCUGAGUGUGGAAGAUAGUGAUGACGGCAUUUACUGCUGCAUCGCUGACAAUGGCGUGGGAGGAGCUGCGGAGAGCUGCGGGGCCCUGCAAGUGAAGAUGAAACCGAAAAUAACUCGUCCUCCCAUAAAUGUAAAAAUAAUAGAAGGAUUAAAGGCAGUUCUACCAUGUACUACAAUGGGCAAUCCCAAACCAUCGGUGUCAUGGAUUAAAGGAGAUAGUGCUCUCAGGGAAAAUUCCCGCAUUGCAGUUCUUGAAUCUGGGAGUUUAAGGAUUCAUAAUGUGCAAAAGGAAGAUGCAGGACAUUAUCGAUGUGUGGCAAAAAACAGCCUCGGGACGGCAUAUUCCAAAUUGGUGAAGCUGGAAGUUGAGGCUCUUAAUAUGACAAAUGCCACAGAGAGAGAAGAAACUGAACCUGAGCAAGAUAAUAAAGUUUUUGCCAGAAUCCUGCGGGCUCCUGAAUCCCACAAUGUCACCUUUGGCUCCUUUGUGACCCUGCGUUGUACGGCAACAGGCAUCCCUGUCCCCACCAUCACCUGGAUUGAGAACGGAAAUGCUGUUUCUUCUGGGUCCAUUCAAGAAAGUGUGAAAGACCGAGUGAUUGACUCAAGACUGCAGCUGUUUAUCACCAAGCCUGGACUCUACACAUGCAUAGCUACUAAUAAGCAUGGAGAGAAAUUCACUACUUCAAAGGCUGCAGCCACUGUCAGUAUAGGAGAAUGGAGUAAACCACAGAAAGAUAACAAAGGCUACUGCGCCCAGUACAGAGGGGAGGUGUGUAACACUGUCCUGGCAAACGGUGCUCCUGUUUUCUUCAACAACUCCUACGCGGACCCUGAGGAGGCCCAAGAACUACUCGCGCACACCGCCUGGAGUGAACUGAGAGCAGUGAGCCCGUUCUGCCGGCCAGCUGCGGAGGCUUUGCUGUGUAACCACAUUUUCCAAGAAUGCAACCCUGGGGUGGUACCUACUCCUAUACCCGUUUGCAGAGAAUACUGCCUGGGGGUGAAGGAGCUCUUCUGUGCAAAAGAAUGGCUGGCGCUGGAAGAGAAGACCCACAGGGGACUCUACAGACCUGGGCUGCAUCUGCUCUCCGUGCUCGACUGCAGCAAGCUCCCCAGCAUGCACUGGGACCCGCGGGCCUGCACCAGACUGCCAUACUUAGAUUUUAAAAAAGAAAACCUAACAACAUUCCCACCAAUGACGUCCUCAAAGCCGAGUGUGGACAUUCCAAAUUUGCCUUCCUCCUCCUCCUCCUCCUUUUCUGUCUCACCUGCAUAUUCCAUGACUGUAAUCAUCUCUAUCAUGUCCAGCUUCGCAGUAUUUGCGCUUCUUACCAUAACCACUCUUUAUUGCUGCCGAAGGCGAAAACAAUGGAAAAAUAAGAAAAGAGAAUCAGCAGCAGUGACCCUCACUACUCUUCCAUCUGAGCUUCUGCUGGACAGACUGCAUCCUAACCCCAUGUACCAGAGGAUGCCACUCCUUCUGAAUCCCAAAUUGCUCAGCCUGGAAUAUCCAAGGAAUAAUAUUGAAUAUGUGAGGGAUAUUGGAGAAGGAGCAUUUGGAAGGGUCUUUCAAGCAAGGGCUCCAGGCUUACUUCCCCACGAACCGUCCACUAUGGUGGCAGUUAAGAUGCUCAAAGAAGAGGCUUCAGCUGACAUGCAAGCCGACUUUCAGCGGGAGGCGGCCCUCAUGGCGGAAUUUGACAAUCCUAACAUUGUGAAACUCUUAGGUGUGUGUGCCGUGGGGAAACCCAUGUGCCUGCUCUUUGAAUACAUGGCCUAUGGCGACCUCAACGAGUUCCUCCGCAGCAUGUCGCCUCACACCACGUGCAGCCUCAGUCACAGCGACCUGUCCCCGAGGGCACACAUCUCCAGCCCUGGGCCCCCGCCCCUCUCCUGCGCUGAGCAGCUUUGCAUAGCCAGGCAGGUAGCAGCUGGCAUGGCUUAUCUCUCAGAGCGCAAGUUUGUCCACCGGGAUUUAGCCACCAGGAACUGCCUGGUGGGUGAGAACAUGGUGGUGAAAAUUGCCGAUUUUGGCCUCUCCAGGAACAUCUAUUCAGCAGACUACUACAAAGCUAAUGAGAACGAUGCGAUCCCUAUCCGUUGGAUGCCACCUGAGUCCAUUUUCUACAACCGCUACACCACCGAGUCUGACGUGUGGGCCUACGGUGUGGUCCUGUGGGAGAUCUUCUCCUAUGGCUUGCAGCCCUACUAUGGGAUGGCCCACGAGGAGGUCAUUUACUACGUGCGAGAUGGCAACAUCCUCUCCUGCCCUGAGAAUUGCCCCCUGGAGCUAUACAAUCUAAUGCGUCUGUGUUGGAGCAAGCUGCCUGCCGACAGACCCAGCUUCGCCAGUAUUCACCGAAUUCUGGAACGCAUGUGUGAGAGGGCAGAUGGAACUGUGAGUGUCUAAGGUGGAAGAUGUGCAAAUAAAACACUACCGUUUCCUCUCAGACUCUGGGAGCCAGAGGAACACAGUGCCAGAGGCCCAACAAGACCUAGGUAGAAAGAACAAUAGUAGACAUGAGUAGCAUGUCAUUUGUUUCUUGGGAAAAACAAAAACUGCACAGAGCUCAGAUAGGAGGUCAAUCUAUUGAAAGUUAAUGAUUGGAAACACAGGCUUGGAAUAUGUCAGAUAACCAGAGAUAACUACUCUUCCUCAUGGGGAAAGUUUGUAUUACAUAUUGUACAGGAAAGAAUGUCAUCUGCUCUGUUCCUGAAUUAGCUGGCAGCAGAGUAUUACAUUUUAAUACUUUGCUGUAUUACAUUUUAAUAUGAAAUGUGAUACAGAGUUUCAUUUUUAGUAGAGCUAAUUCCUGUCCAUUCUGGGAGUAGUGUAGCUUCAUGUAUGAUAUUUAAAUAAAACACAGAAAACUAAAAAGAAAAACACAUUCAUUGUCUCCCCACCCAAAGAUGGAUAUUUGGUUUUUUUUAAUUUCUUUCUUGCACUUAAUGCAUACUUUUAUAUUUGUCUGUGACCUACAGAGCUAUGGUUUACUUUAUUGAUAGGGGGUUUGUAAGGAAUAAAAUGAGCAGUCAGCAAGUCUUCAUUCUUACUGUGAUUUUUAGUUCCUUUUUCCGUCUUUGUGCUUCUCCUCCUUCAGAUGUUUUUCCUUUGUAUGCUCUUGUCAUGAAUUUAAUCUACUUAUUUUGUUCCUAACAUUUUUCUGAAAAAAAAUGUUUUUGAGUUUUAUAAGUUUAUCUUUUUCUUUGAAAUUUUUAUUGGUAUCUCUUUUUUUUGCUUUCAUCUUUAUUUCUUCCUCUUUCCAGGACUUUCUGUCCUUUUUCAGUUAUUUAGCUAUUUUUUCCCUUUUAUUUCUUAUGUAAAGAUAGACACUCUGGCCGAAAUAACUUUCUAAAUAACAUUGUGGACUGAUAUUAUAUACCUUUUGCAAAAUAUUACCAUUUGAUUUUGUGUUUACUUUUGAAGCCGCAUAUUUCAAAUCUGUCAUUCAUUAAUUUUAUUGCCACAGUCUAUUAAAGCUCUUAAACCAUAGUUUAUAAUAUGGGAUUUCACAAAAUGAUCUUAUGGCUUUGAGUUAUUUUAGACCUGAUGUUCUUGUGCCUUUUGACAUUGACACUUUUUCCUUUUAGAAACCAACUUAAUAGGCAGUAGAAUUAAUAUAGUGCUGCUUACCAACUUUCUGUAUGAUAACCUAUCUUUUUACAUUUUAUGAUUCUUUUAGAAAUACUCUAGGACUCAGAUUCCUGUGGCGCUAGAUUUUUCAGUGGAGCUCCACACAAUGUGUCUUUAUUUAAGACCAACAUGAAUGAUCUGAGCAUGAACCUAUAUUCUCCUGAGAAGCAAAUAAACAGGGAAGAGGAAAUAGCAGUCUACACUAUACCUGCUUACUUUAAUUUACACUAAUUGGUAGUUAGGCAAUGGAGAAAUGGUCAGAAUUCUUGAAAGCAGAUUUUCCACUGUCUGCCGGAAGGCUCCACCUGCAACCUCCAAAUCCACCUUCAUGCAACAACUUGUCAUCUUUGCUGGAAAACUUCCCAUUUCUUAUUCAUAGUCACUCCAGGCAACCAAGACAAGCACAUAGAAAUUACCCGAGACUUUGUCCUAUCCUUCACCCCUGAUAUUCUAUCAGCAUUACUUUCCAAAAUCCUCCUGCUCACAUUCCCUCCCCUUCAAUUUGACUGCACGAUACUCAAGCUCUAUCACUGCCUACCUGCCUAUUAUCUAAUCUUCCUCCCUUUUUAGGCCAGAGCAGAUUCCAUGGGCUAUAACAAUGUAAGGACCUGCCUAUUCAUAGUUCUGAUUCAUUAAUAGGGAAGUAGGAAGUUAGGAUUGAGACCUAAGUAGGGAGGUGUUUUACAUAAAAGUCCUGAUUAUAAGUUCAAAUUGAGUCAGGUACCCAAAGGGCUCGAAAAAUAAGGCUGCAGCAUGAGUUCAAAACAGAAAGCCAAGAGGCCAAACAAAGCAGAGAAAUUGGAGAGGGCCACUGCAAGUUGAGAGCUUUCAUGUAGAUACCCAAGUUAUAUUUUAAAUGGUUCACAUAUGUGUGUCACAUAUGCUCUGAAAACUUCAAAGGUGUCUUCCGGUUUCAUCAGCUGAAAAGUUUUAUUAUAAAAGAAAGACAUGGAAGUCAAGCCAAUCAGAAAAGCUAGCACAGAAAAGCAGGUCAAUACAGUUACUAGAGUACCCACCAUGUGGCUUGUACUGCGGGUGUCACGUUGGCCCUCAGAGCUAGGUUUCCAUAGCCUCGGUUCUACUGUCUGCAACUUUGAGCUAGUCUCUGCUUUCCUCCCUUCUGCUCAAUGAGUUCCCCGACUUCCCUGUCUCUCUCUUUCUCAUGGCUUCCACAGCCUCCCAGGUUCUCGGUCUGUGUGUGUUUUAGGCUCUGAUAUUCAAGAAACCAAAGCCAAAAAUGUUAUAGAAAUAUAGGUAAAUACAGUGAGUGAGGGAGCAAGUAAAUAUUAUGGAACCAUUCAACUUCAUUAAAAAUGAUUGACAUCUAAAAAUAACAAGUACAACUCCCACUACAGUAAUAGUUAUAAUAAAAAUAACACUAUCUGACAGCAUUUAUUGAAUGCUUACCAUGUAUAUUCUAAGGACUCUAAAUACAUUAAUUUAAACCGCAGAGCAUCCUUGUGUCAUUGGUACUAUCACCAUGCCCACAUUUUAGGUGAGCAAACAGGCACAGAGCAACAGAGCCUAGUGUAUGAUCAAAGAGGCUGAGCUCUCAACCGCCAUACUGUGAUGCUUCAGUUUACAGAGAGGGAACCUCUGUGACUGUAAGGAGGUGAUUUGUAAUUUGCAUGUACUAUACCCCUUUUAUUAUUAACUUCAUAUCCAAGUCUUUAUUGAAUAGAAAAAAAGUAUGUUGUAGCAUUGUCAAUUUAAUCAGAAAGUCAAGUAGAUAGCAUGUUUCUUUUUGUUACCUCUAAAUGUAUUUCUAAUUUAGGUUAAGAUCACUGUUAUUUCCUUAAUGCUUAUCCUAAGGUUCUGUAUUGAGGAACAUGGACCCAUUACUUACCAGUAUUGUUUUCUUUUUUAAAUAAAUUUCCCAUUGUAAAAUCAUUGUACAAACUCAAAAAGAGAGAUGAGAGAGAAAGAUACUCAUCAUGCCAUUGUUAACAAGUGUCAGAACAGUAUGAGAUACCAAGUCAUCUUAAGUGGUCAACUAUCAAGCAUGGCAAGAGUACCAGAGUAUAUCACAUAACACCAAACAAAAAACAAACAAACAAAAAAACCUGACAAUGUUUGGGGGGUUGUAAUGGAGCAGAAAAAGAACACUUCUCACUUUGUAGUGUAUUAUGAACCUAUUCCAUGUCACAAACUAAUCUUUAAAAUAUCCAUUUGAUUUCUGAUAUUCCAUUUUAUGGCUAUACCAUAAUUUAGUUUUUUCUUUAACAUAUAAAUUUUUCAGUAUUAUAAACAAUAUUGUAAUGACCAUCCUUAUUUGGACAUGGCCAUAAUUACCUUUUUAUGGAAAUUCUGAGGAAGAUAAUGUUUGGACAAAUGGCAUGCACAAUAGUAAGGCUUUUGUUAUGUAUUGUCACAUUCCCUAGAAAUAGGGUUCUCAUCUCUGCAUUGCACAAGAGAUCUCAUAGCCCUAAUCGCUUGCUGUCAGAGAAUUAAUUCUCUAUUUUUAAGAAAUCUUUCGUUUAUCUGGUUAUAGAAAAAUAUCUCAUUUUAAUUUUGUUUUAAUUACUAGUGAAGUUGAAUUUUUCUUGUUCCUAGGUCAUUUAUAGUUUUUAUUUGGGGAAUCAUCUAUGAUUCCCCAUUUUUCUAUUGUGUUAUUCAUUUUCUAAUUGAUUUAUAAGACUCAUUUUAUAAACUGGUGUUAUACUUUACACAUGGAAAAAUACUUUCACCUUAAAAUAACGUUUAUAGAAGACCUUUGAACAACACGGGAUUGAACUGCACAAGUCCACUUAUACACGGAUUUUUUUCAACAAGUACCUAUACUGUUUUCUAUGCAGAGGGCCGACUGCAUGCAUUGAUUAUACAUCCUAUAGGAUAUCUGAGCAUCCACAGAGCUUAGGUUUCGCAGCGGGUCCCACACCCAGUAGCCUCAUGGAUACUGGGGAACAACCUAGGUAUUAGGGAAGUCAGAAGUUAUAGAUUUUUAACUGGUGUGUGUGUAAGGGGAGGGAGUUGUCUGUGCCCCUAACCCACUCAUUGUUCAAGGGUCAAGUGUACAUUUUUAUUAUAAAAGCGAUAUUUGUUUACUUUUUAAAAGAAAAAAAUAAUAAGCAAUAAUAUAUAAUAAUAAUAUAUAAUAAUAAUA
This is a messenger RNA of Myotis daubentonii (Daubenton's bat), 7345 nucleotides long. RefSeq names its product muscle associated receptor tyrosine kinase (gene MUSK). The record is from RefSeq and is a predicted model, not a curated record. Gene Ontology annotation, cellular component: signaling receptor complex; plasma membrane. Gene Ontology annotation, molecular function: ATP binding; Wnt-protein binding; transmembrane receptor protein tyrosine kinase activity. NCBI's taxonomy places the organism in Eukaryota, Metazoa, Chordata, Mammalia, Chiroptera, Vespertilionidae. Gene Ontology annotation, biological process: positive regulation of kinase activity; cell surface receptor protein tyrosine kinase signaling pathway; multicellular organism development.